Molecule: messenger RNA, 4963 nt
Organism: Ctenopharyngodon idella (grass carp)
Lineage: Eukaryota; Metazoa; Chordata; Actinopteri; Cypriniformes; Xenocyprididae
Gene: gpc1b
Product: glypican 1b
Exons: 9
Coding region: 402-2027 (541 amino acids)
Biological process (GO): cell migration; regulation of protein localization to membrane; negative regulation of fibroblast growth factor receptor signaling pathway
Cellular component (GO): cell surface; synapse; extracellular region
Molecular function (GO): fibroblast growth factor binding
Source: RefSeq, a predicted model, not a curated record
UCUUCAUUGGCCAGCGGGCUGAUUUGAUGCAACAUCCUGUAGAGGAUCGCGGCGGCAGCGGCAGACGAACCCGAUGCCCUGCAGUUGGUGCCUUCGCUCGCUCGCGCGCCCUCCCGCCCCGUUUCGCCUCGCACUAGACUGAACGCGAGCGCACAGACGCGUCUCCGAACUGUGAGCUCCCGUGAGCUCAUGUCAUUCCUCCCUCUCUGCUCCAUCAUCUAUCACACAGGACCGCGCUCUCCUUUUUAAUUCAAGCUAUUGCCACUGAAUAAGACACAGCGCGUGGGAGCGAACCGGUGCGCUUUUGGAAACGGGAGAUUGAUUUCGCUGUGGAUGCGUUUAUCCGCUGCUCUUUGCCAUAGGAUUUGAUUCGCACAUCACGCUUCUUUCUUCUGUCCAGGAUGGGUUUUUUCGUGCUGGUGCUUCUGUGCGCUCUCACCGGGCUGGUGUUCGGGGACAGUAAACCCAAUACAUGCUCGGACAUCAGGCAGUUCUACAACAGCAAGGGGUUCAAUCUGAACGGAGUCCCGCAAACUGAAAUAUCCGGUGAGCACCUGCGGGUGUGUCCUCAGGGUUACACCUGCUGCACGUCUGGAAUGGAGGAGAGCCUCCUGAACCUGAGCAAACGAGAGUUUGAGACACAGGUGAAGGAGUCUGGACGCACGUUACAGGCCUCUCUCAACGGCCAGUUCAAGAGCUUUGAUGAUUAUUUCUUGGAGCUGUUGAAUCGUUCUGAAGCAUCGCUCCAGACUUCCUUCCAGAGUGGGUUUGGACCUCUCUUCUCCCAAAUCACAAAGGUGUUUCAGGAUCUGUACUCAGACCUUCGGCGUUACUACCGAGGGUCCAACCUCAAUCUCGAGGAGGCGCUGAACGAAUUCUGGGCCCGUCUGCUGGAAAGACUCUUUAAAGCUUUAAACCCUCAGUACAGUAUCGGAGAGGAGUAUCUGGAGUGUGUAGCCAAACAGUCAGAAACGCUGAAGCCAUUUGGAGACACUCCCAGAGAGCUCAAGACCAAAAUCACACGCACGGUUAUUGCAGCCAGAACAUUUGCGCAGGGUCUGGUGAUCAGCGGUGAAGCGGUCCGGAAGGUUUCACAGGUGUCUCUGAGCACUGAAUGUGUGCGUGCCAUGAUGAAGCUGACGUACUGUCCUCUCUGUAGCGGCGUUGCCUUUGCCAAGCCCUGCUCAAACUACUGUAAGAAUGUCAUGAAGGGCUGCCUCGCCAAUCAAGCGGAUCUGGACUCCGAGUGGAGGAACCUGGCAGAUGCUAUGCUGGAGGUAGUUGACAAACUGAGUCGGCCUUACAGUGUGGAUUCGGUGGUUCUGUCUCUGCCAAAACGCAUUGCUGAAGCUAUUCUCUACAUGCAAGACAACCUCAACACAUUCAACAAUAAGGUGUUUCAGGCAUGUGGUUCUCCUGCCCAGAGCUCCAACACUGAGGAGCAGAUCAAGCGAGGGAGAAACACAGCAGAAGAAGUCAGCAGCACCCCUGGAGCCCAACUGGAGAAACUGUUAUCCGAUGUGUCCAGAAUGUUGAGGGAUAUGAUGCAAUACUGGGUCCAUUUGCCCAGAAAACUGUGUGUGGAUCGUGAGUCUGGACCCAGUGAUGUAGACAGAUGUUGGAAUGGAAUGAGUGUGGACAGGUAUCUGCCAGAAGUGAUGGGAGACGGGUUGGCCAGUCAGAUCAAUAAUCCUGAGGUGGAGAUCGACAUCACCAAACCAGACAUGACUGUACGCAAACAGAUCAUGCAGCUUAAGAUAAUGAUCAACCGACUGAAGUAUGCCAUCAAUGGAAAUGAUGUGGACUUCCAGGACACCAGUGAUGAUAUCAGCGGUUCAGGAAGUGGAAUGUGUGCCGAUGAUCAGUGUUCCCGUGGUCCGCGUUUAAUGGCCCCAAACACGGACAAACCCAAAGUGUACGCCUAUCAGCCGGAGAACAAGAAGGUGGUGAUUGGAAGAAGCAGCCAGAACCUUCCUUGCAUCAGCCUCUACCUUCUCUCAUUGGUCACAGUCUUGCUUAGGCGAUAAUUGACAGGCAUUUCCACCAACUGGGACUGAGUACAGGACUGGGUUGGAUUGUGGAGGGGCGGGGUUAGUCACAUUGCCAAAACAAACAUGCAAACAUCAACGGAAACCGGCGAAUGCAUCACUUUUUUGUCUUGAAUAAGAACACCAUGGAAUAAUAUUCUUAGAUCUGUGUACUUUUUUGUCUCUUAUUUGAUAUACAGUACGACACCCCUAGAGCUGGUCUUUUGCUUGUCUUUAUGUCUGUGGUGAAAAAGGUCUCUGAGAAUGCUUCAAUGAUAUCUAUAACAAUAGCUAUGAAAAUCCACCCCAACAAACAAAACAUGCUGGUUUUUCCUUGUUCAAUUAUUUAUUAAUUAAGACCCAUAAAGAUAAGAUGUCUCAAACCUUGAGAAUGUCCUUCAACACUCGAUGAAAGCAAAUGAAAGAACCGUGUGUUCUCCUUUGUUUUAAAGCUUUUCUAAUCAUGAAAACAAGACUCAGUAGAGCCUUGUUUUGUGAAGACUAGCUGUCUCACUCUUUCUCUGUCUUUCUCUAUCUCGUUUAUUGUAACAGUUUCCGCACUCCGCUUCACAAAUGGGUUUCAGGGCCAUCCUAAAGAAAACCCAACAUGUAUUUACUCUGGAUGUAAAUAAACGUGUACUAACCACAGUCACAUUUUCAGUAUAUCCUUGAAGACCCUCAACAGCACUAGAGCAAUAUAUGGGAUGAAACGUUAAUGCACCAGCAAUGAGAAAGAGACGGGCACAUUUUACGAAAUUAUGUGCUCUAAUCCGUGGGACAGAUAUGUAAUAACCGUCAUCAGAAAGGGAUUUUACACACGGGAAAGGACAAGCCGGAGAAUAAAAGACUCAAAACCAGAGGGAUGUGGAGGGGUUUCUGGACAUUGUUAAUUUGAUAUUGAUUCAAACCUCAUAGCGAUGUGUGUGUUAUGUGUGAGUGUACUUCAGAGAAAGCAUUGUAAGAACUCACUAUACGAAUAUACACGUGUACUCAAUACAUGCUGCAUCCACGUCAGAUCAGAUUAGCUCAGUGAGUCGCAUAUGUGUGUCUCAAAUAUUUCCCAGCCCCACACCCUGCCCUUCAUUAGCGGACGAGUUGGAUUGUUUAUGGUACGCACACAAUGUUGAUGUGAAAAACGGUGUCGCGUAACAUUGAGCAAACUUUUGCGUAACAUUUUACCAAUGAAAGUCUGUCAGUAGUUGGCAAGAAUCACACUCUAUGCAAGUAUGUAAACACAAAGCCAUCAUGCAUACUAAUGUGUGUUUUUACACUUUAGUACACAAGGGGGCGAUAGAGUUACCUUCAAAUAGUUGCUUGUCCAGGUAGCUAUAACUAUAAACAUGAACAUGUAGUCAAGAGUUUGACUACCUUCUUUUAAAGAAUUCGCUGUUUAAGGACUACAACAAACGGCUGGUAGGGACUACAACGAUCUUCUAACCCUGACAUUUACAUAAACCCUGCCCCAGGAACAUGCAACAAAGGGGGGUUAGGCCAUGUUGGGCUGCUUUAGAGAAGCGGAAGAGUUGUUGUAGUAGAGUGUUGUUGCCAUGUCGUCAUUUUACGCCGGACUGCUUCACAAAAGAGGGUCAAUUCAACGCUGGAUUUGCACAAAAGAUUAACAUGACGGCACAUGCUAGUCGAUGAGUUGAAUCAACGCCAUAGCAACUACAUAAAUUUAUCCACUAACUUGUAACUUCUUCCUGAUUCUCUCCAUCAGUGUCCGACUCCAGUUUGAACAAUUACUGACAUUUGUCAUUUUGGCUGCGUGAGAUUCUCCAGCUUUGUUCUUAUUGAGCAACCGAAGUGUUAAAGCCCCGCCCUCUUUUGGAAAGUGGUCCGGGGCCAGCAGCUCAUUUGCAUUUAAAGGGACACAGAAAAAUGGCGUGUUUUUUUGCUCACACCCAAAUAGGGGCAAAUUUGACAAGCUAUAAUAAAUGAUCUGUGGAGUAUGUUGAGCUGAAACUUCACAGACACAUUCUGGGGACACCAGAGACUUAUAUUACAUCUUGUAAAAGGAGCAAUAAAGGUCCCCUUUAAAUACAUUGAGAUUCAUUUUAAAAAGCAACUUAAAAUUGAGCAUAGCUAGAAGCAUUUGCGUUCUCGUACUUGCAUAGAGUUUCAGGCCUUAAAGAGGAUGACACAUUUUGACCAAACUUGAGAAGAGUAUAUUUUUUCGCUCUAUUAAUGAACGUUUUGUUUGUAGAGGUUACAGGAAGUGAUGUAACUGUCCUGAAUGAGGAUUAAGUUUGCCAUUGGCUCUGCAGAGAAAGUGCUGCAGUUUCAGUCACUAUAUACAGUGGCGGACAGAUCUGACCGGAUCAUUGAGAUGGAGAACGACACCCCCACCCUUACAGUUAGAAAUGCUGCACUUUGCAUGACGCACGCGGCCACGUCCGCAUGACUACAUUGUGAUCAGGGGUUGAUAACAGAGAAAUAUCCCACAGGCGGUGUUAUGGAUUGUUUUGUUGAUCGAUUGGAUCAGAUGUGGUUGAAGAAAUGGACCCGUGCAAUGGCACAAUUCAUUAACUAUCUGUACAGUGAUCUGAUUUGAAAUCAGUCUCAACUGUCUUUAGCACGUUUAUUAAAUGUUUGACAGUUAGUGGUCUGACUCCAGGUCAGGAAAACAGUCCCACCUCUAGGUGCAAUGGUGUAAUGGUGGCACUGCCACUCUCUCCUUACUGAUGAAUGUGGCUGAUAUUGUCAAAAUGUGCUGAGAUGAAGGAAAAAAAAAAAAAAAAAAAUGCAUUCUGGUAUAUAGUUUAUUAUUUUUGUUAGUUUGUUUUUAAAUAAACAAUAAUGGGGAGUUUGUGUUUAAGGUUGAAAGUAGAACGUUUUGAAGAGACUGAAGAAAUUAUCUGUCCAUUGUUGUUGUAUGUUCUUUAAAAAGAAAGAGAAAAACCCUUGUGUCAAUUAUAUAGAUGAAAAGAUUUUGAAAA